Messenger RNA from Triticum dicoccoides, 2151 nucleotides. RefSeq lists its product as uncharacterized. The record is from RefSeq and is a predicted model, not a curated record. The transcript is spliced from 8 exons. The coding region runs from base 31 to 2151 and encodes 706 amino acids. Lineage: Eukaryota; Viridiplantae; Streptophyta; Magnoliopsida; Poales; Poaceae.
UUGUGUGCCAAAGAAAUUGCUCCAAAACGGAUGCGUGAACUUGAGGAGGAGGUUCCUGUUCUAUUAUGCAAGCUUGAGAAAAUGUUCCCACCAGGCUUCUUCAAUGUAAUGCAACACCUGAUAGUGCAUCUUCCAUAUGAGGCAAGGGUUGGCGGCCCUGUGGCAUAUCGUUGGAUGUAUGUUUUUGAGAGGGCAAUGCACUAUCUUCGUUUAAAAGUGCGAAACAAGGCAAGAGUGGAGGGUUCAAUCGUUGAAGCUUGUAUUGUGCAGGAGAUCACGAAUUGUGUUUCUCUUUACUUUAGUGAUCAUGUUCGCACAAUAUGGAAGAAGAAUCCUCGAUAUAAUAAUGGAGGAACACGCGUGCAGAAUGAUGGUUGCACCUUAGAUGUAUUUCAGCAUGUUGGAAACCUACAUGGGAGGCCUAUUGCCCGAGAACUAUCGCGUGAAGAGUUGAAUGCAGCAAGGCUGUACAUUUUGACUAACUGCUCUGCUGUUGAUAGAUUUCGUGAAACAUAUGAAGAUGAAAAAUAUGCAAGUCAUCCAAACUUGCCAUCGGAGGGCCUUGAUGAAAUGAUGGCAUCCGAAUUUGUGGAAUGGUUCGAGAUUGCUUGCAAAGAAGAUCCCAAUUCUGAUGAGGACUUGUGGAAUUUAGCUAAUGGAUGCAGCUCUAGAGCCUAUUCCUAUAGCUCCUAUGAUGUGAAUGGCUUUCGCUUCAGAUCAGAGAUAUCUGAGAAAAAACGUAGAAGGUUGAAAACGGUGAACACAGGGGUUUGUUUGUCAUCCUUCAUCUCAGAGACUGAACAACUUGAGUACUAUGGUGUCAUUGAGGAAAUUAUCAAAGUAUCCUUCACAGCUGGUAGAAAAAUUGAGAUGGUACUCUUCAAAUGCCGUUGGUUUGACCCCAUCAAGGGUGUGAAGCCAAAUGCAAAAUUAGGUUUGGUGGAGAUAAAGUGGUCUUCAAGGCUAAGUAAUUUUGAACCAUUUGCCAUGGCUCACCAAGCUACGCAAGCUUAUUACUUGCAUUACGCAUACUCCAGGAGAGAUCUUCGUGAUUGGAGGGUUGUUUACACUAUUCAGCCAGGUACCAGCUUGAGUAACUUUGAUGACUGCGCAAAUGACCCAUCUACUACAGAUGAAUAUUUCCAGGAAGGUGGUCAGCUAGGUAGUUUUUCUGUAGAUGGUGGCAAAUUUGUUGAUGAAUCUACUGAGCCAAGAAAGGAGUCAGAUGAUGUGGAGCUUGAUCCCUCUGAAAUUUAUUGGCGUUUCAAGUGUGAUCCAUCGGAGCAAGAGAAGGCAGAUGGUGUUUUGGAGGAGAACUUAACUAGGAAAGUGAAGCAGAUGCUACAUGAGGAAAAGGCGGCAGCCAUCAAAAGAUUAAAGAAGAAGGGACAAUUGCCUACAGAACUAACAGAAGAGGAUGAGGAUGGUAACCGCUGGCCAACUAAGGAAGCUUUAAUUUCUGCAAAGAGAGUUGACUUUGGUAUAGACGUUGGUUGGCAUCUACUAUGUGAGCACUGGAAUAGUACUGAAUUUAGAGGGUUAUCUUUAACCAACAAAAGGAACAGACUUGCUAAUGGGGACACGGUCUUCCAUUGCAGUGGUGCUAGAAAUGUUGUCGCCACACGUCAAUUUCUGAAACUCAAAACCGGGAAAGACCCUGGAAUUUCUGGUGCUUGGCUUCACACGCACAAAUUGCAUCGAGGGACUGAUGAAGAGCAGAUAUGCAGUCAAAGAACUGCUGAUCAUUGGGAGGAUUUUGAUAAGGCAAUGAAAAAUGCCCAUGGAGAAAAUUGGGAAGAGGAGCACCCGGAUUUAGAUGGACAAAUCAUCUACGAAGCAGCAGGCAGAAUGCCACAUGGCAGGCUGGGAAUUGCUAAUGAGUUGUUUAGCAAAGCAGAGAAGGCGAAGUUUAAGUCUAAAAGGGCGAUGGCCUCACAGCCGGUGCAAUCUGCUAAGGAGGAGCGUCUAGAAAGAGAAAACAAAUAUUUGAAGCAGGAGAUCAAGCGUCUUCGAGGCAUUGAGCUUGUUGUUCAGUCUUUGGCUGAGAAAGGGGGAGUCGACUUUGAUGGCAUAAUGCAAUCAGCAACAAAUGACUUGGUAAGUUAUACCCAUCUGAAUUGUAGGCUUUCAGCAAUUGAACCCAUUAAGUAA